GCUAUACCACGAUUUGACCAUGUCGAGACGGAGCCCGUUGCCGGCAAUAUGGAGUCGAGAACAAGUUCUAUCGCUGGGCAAGAUAUUGCUCCAUCGACUAUAUAAUCGACUUAGUCCCAGAUGCCACCUCGACUCAUCCUUAGCUUCACCAUCCCUCCAGGUUUACAACUUCUUUACCUCGAAGAUAAACCAGCAUCAUGUUGUCCCUCGCCGUGUCGGCCGCCCUUCUCGGGCUCGCGUCUGCCCAGCAGGUCGGAAAGGAGCAGACCGAGACGCACCCUAAGUUGUCUUGGAAGAAGUGCACCAGCGGUGGUUCCUGCACCCAGACCAACGCUGAGGUGACCAUCGACUCCAACUGGCGAUGGCUUCACACCCUCGAAGGCACCAAGAACUGCUACGACGGUAACAAGUGGACCUCGGAGUGCAGCACUGCCGACGACUGCGCCACCAAGUGCGCCAUCGAGGGUGCCGACUACAGCAAGACCUACGGUGCCUCCACCAGCGGCGAUGCUCUUACCCUCAAGUUCCUGACCAAGCACGAGUACGGAACCAACAUCGGAUCCCGAUUCUACCUCAUGAACGGUGCCGACAAGUACCAGACCUUCAACCUCCUGGGUAACGAGUUCACCUUCGAUGUCGACCUGUCUACCGUCGACUGCGGUCUCAACGCCGCUCUUUACUUCGUCGCUAUGGAGGAGGACGGCGGCAAGGCCAGCUACCCCAACAACAAGGCCGGUGCCAAGUACGGUACCGGUUACUGUGACGCUCAGUGCGCCCGCGACCUGAAGUUCGUCGGUGGCAAGGCCAACGUUGAGGGAUGGGAGCCGUCCACCAACGACAACAACGCCGGUGUUGGCCCUUACGGCGCCUGCUGUGCCGAAAUCGACGUCUGGGAGUCCAACUCUCACUCUUUCGCUUUCACCCCUCACCCUUGCACCACCAACGAAUACCACGUCUGCGAGAAGGACUCGUGCGGUGGUACCUACUCCGAGGACCGAUUCGCUGGCAAGUGUGACGCCAACGGCUGCGACUACAACCCUUACCGUAUGGGCAACACCGACUUCUACGGCAAGGGCAAGUCCCUCGACACCAGCAAGAAGUUCACUGUUGUUACUCAGUUCGCCAAGGACAAGUUGACUCAGUUCUUCGUCCAGGACGGCAAGAAGAUUGAGAUCCCCGGCCCCAAGAUCGACGGUUUCCCCGCCACGAGCGACAUCACCCCCGAGUACUGCACAGCCGAGUUCGGCGUCUUCGGAGACCGUGACCGCUUCAAGGAGGUUGGCGGCUUCGACCAGCUCAACAGCGCGCUUGGCUUACCCAUGGUCCUUGUCAUGUCCAUCUGGGACGACCACUACGCCAACAUGCUUUGGCUCGACUCUAGCUACCCCCCCGAGAAGGCUGGCCAGCCCGGUGGCGACCGUGGCGACUGCGCCCCCGACUCCGGUGUCCCCUCCGACGUCGAGGCCAGCAUCCCCAAUGCCAAGGUCGUCUGGUCCAACAUCCGCUUCGGACCCAUCGGCUCUACCGUCACCGUCUAAGCAACUGGUUAGAAGGCCAGAGUUUCACAGUCGUAUAUAUUCUACCAAUGUAUAUAUCUACCCUUCGUAUCAGAUUGUUCCCCUGAGUUAGCUAGAGGGAGAGAGAAUAAAAGGAUCGGGCUGUUAUUGAAAAUAACUAACUAUUAUUUUG
This is a messenger RNA of Daldinia decipiens, 1689 nucleotides long. RefSeq names its product glycoside hydrolase family 7 protein. Gene Ontology annotation, biological process: carbohydrate metabolic process. The transcript is spliced from 5 exons. NCBI's taxonomy places the organism in Eukaryota, Fungi, Ascomycota, Sordariomycetes, Xylariales, Hypoxylaceae. Bases 198 to 1538 code for a protein of 446 amino acids. The record is from RefSeq and is a predicted model, not a curated record. Gene Ontology annotation, molecular function: hydrolase activity, hydrolyzing O-glycosyl compounds.